Messenger RNA from Toxoplasma gondii ME49, 339 nucleotides. RefSeq lists its product as hypothetical. The transcript has 2 exons. The coding region runs from base 1 to 339 and encodes 112 amino acids. The record is from RefSeq and is a predicted model, not a curated record. NCBI's taxonomy places the organism in Eukaryota, Apicomplexa, Conoidasida, Eucoccidiorida, Sarcocystidae.
AUGACGCUCACGUCUCUAGGAUCCUUUGUUCUUCCACGACGAAAUGGCGCUAAUUCCCUCGCCGGUGUACGUCGUUCCUCAGCAGGUAACAGUGACGCAGCCUGCGAUAAUCACCGUCCAGCAGCCCGCAGUUUGCGUUGCAACAACUCCAGUCUACAACGUUUGCAUUCCCGUCGCGCCCCCCCCACCCAAAGUAACGGUUGUGACGCCACCUCCAGCCAUUCUGGCAACUGUUCCCUCUCAGAUGAUGCUUUGCCCUCCACCUGUCUACUACCUGGCGUGAUCAUCGACGCGGCUGUUGGCACUCGGCGUCAGGUUGUGGCUGGAAGCUCAGUUUAA